AUGAAGACUGAUGCGGGAGGGGAAAUGCAAAUAAUGUUGCCGAACCAAACUCAAGACGGAAUCAACUCCGGUGACGUAUGUCUUUUGGCAGAGAGCCCAUAUAGGAUACUUCGGGCCGCUGAAAGUGGAAAUGCUGAAGACUUCAAGCGUUUAUAUUUGACAGAACCUUCGCGACUGUCGCUACAAGAUACAAGAGGACGUACUGCGGCGCAUCAAGCAGCGGCCAGGAAUAAUACAAACAUAUUACAAAUUAUCGUUAAUUAUGGCGGAGAUUUAAACGUUACCGAUAAGUCUGGAAAUACGCCAUUGCACGUAGCUGUUGAAUGUGAUUCCCUGGAUGCAAUAGAAUUUUUGUUAAGCCAGUAAGUCAACCCAAACAUUUUGAAUGAAAAGUCUCAAGCACCAAUACAUCUGGCCACAGAGCUUAAUAAGGUUACUGUACUGCAGGUUUUUGUAAAAUUCAAGUCUGCUUUCAAUGUGGACUUAGGUGGAGAGCAUGGACGAACUGCAUUACAUUUUGCAGCCAUACAUGAUCAUGAUAUAUGUGCUAGGAUUUUGAUUACUGAACUGGGGGCAGAAUGUAAACGUCCUUGCAACAAUGGUUACUAUCCGAUUCACGAAGCAGCAAAAAAUGCCUCAUCCAGAACCAUGGAAAUAUUUCUACAAUGGGGUGAAUCCAAAGGUUGUACGAGAGAACGAAUGAUUGCUCUCUACGACAACGAAGGGAAUGUUCCCCUUCAUUCGGCAGUGCAUGGAGGGGAUAUAAGAGCUGUGGAGCUGUGUCUGAAAUCUGGUGCAAAGAUAUCUACCCAACAGUAUGAUCUUUCUACGCCUGUUCAUCUUGCAUGUGCGCAAGGUGCUCUAGAAAUUAUCCAGCUAAUGUUCAGCAUCCAACCCGAGGAAAAGAAUGCGUGUCUAAAAUCAUGCGACGUUCAAAAAAUGACACCGCUACAUUGCGCUGCCAUGUUUGACCAUCCCGAUAUUGUGAGCUAUUUAAUUAGCGAAGGUGCAGAUUUGAAUCCCUUAGAUAAAGAAAAAAGAUCGCCAUUACUUCUUGCAGCUUCGAGAGCUGGAUGGAGGACUGUUCACGUUUUAAUUCAACUGGGUGCUGAUGUAGAACUUAAAGAUGUGAAUAAUCGCAAUGUCCUUCACUUGGUGGUGAUGAACGGAGGUCGUUUAGAAGAUUUUGCAGCGACGUGCAAGAAUCGCUGUGAAAAAAGCCUAACGAAACUUCUUAACGAAAAAGACAACACUGGCUGUUCGCCACUACACUACGCAAGUCGCGCGGGACACAUCCGGUCCUUGCAGAACCUCAUAAAACUCGGCGCCUGCAUCAACUUAAAGAACAAUAACAAUGAGAGCCCGUUGCACUUCGCUGCAAGGUACGGACGUUACAAUACUGUGUGUCAGUUAUUAAAUUCUGACAAAGGCGCUUUCGUGAUAAACGAAAGCGAUGGCGAGGGACUGACACCCCUGCACAUCGCUUCACGAGAAGGCCACGCGAGGGUCGUGCACCUUCUGCUAAACCGCGGUGCGUUACUGCAUCGUGAUCACAGCGGUCGCAAUCCGCUCCAUCUAGCGGCCAUGUACGGAUACACGCAAACAAUAGAGCUGUUACACUCUGUUCAUUCGCACUUGCUUGAUCAGUCGGAUAAAGAUGGCAAUUCGCCCCUACAUUUGGCUACAAUGGAAAAUAAACCUAAUUCCAUAGCAUUACUGCUAUCUAUGGGAUGUCGCCUAAGUUACAAUAAUCUAGACUUAAGCGCUAUUGACUACGCCAUCUAUUAUAAAUUCCCUGACGCGGCACUUGCUAUGGUAACGCAUGAACAAAGAGCGAAUGAAGUUAUGGCAUUGCGGUCGGACCGAUACCCUUGCGUGACACUUGCUCUCAUCGCGGGAAUGCCAAACGUCUUCGAAGCAGUGCAAGAUAACUGCAUAACAAAAGCCAACUGCAAAAAAGAUUCUAAAAGUUUUUAUAUCAAAUACAACUUUCGGGUUUUUUCUCCGAAAACAAAAACAGACGACGAUAACAACAGAAAACCAGAGAGUGCUCUGAAAUCCCAGAAUAUUCCAUUAGCAGCACUGAACAUUAAGUACUCAUUCAGAUACUACCAAUACUCGAAGCGUCGUCUAGAAGCGCUGAGACAGGCGCGCAACGACCCAAACUAUCGUCCCGAACCGUUGAGUGUGAUCAACGCUAUGGUUGCUCACGGACGCGUGGAACUGCUAGCUCACCCACUAAGCCAAAAAUACUUGCAGAUGAAGUGGAAUUCAUAUGGAAAGUAUUUCCACCUAGCAAAUGUACUUUUCUACUGCAUUUAUCUUACUUUUGUAACACUUUUUACAUAUAAAUUGAUGAGCUUCCUUUUCCAAAAAGGUAUAUCAGAUUUUUAAGAACGACUGUUGAUGCUAAAAUUGUUGUUAAUAUUAAUGGUUAAGAUCAAUAAAAUGGAAUAUACACUUCCAGAUUUUGAAGCGAAGGUCGUUAUUUACACGAGCACAGUGGCGGUUCUGUUUUACAACUUAAUGUGUCUAAUACGUGAGCUGUGCAACAUGAAAGAUCAGAAAUGGCACUACAUAGUGGACCCCUCAAAUUUUGUUUCAUGGACGUUAUAUAUCAGCUCAACGCUAACUGUACUUCCGUCAUUAUAUCCAAUGUAUGAAAAUAUACAGCUAUCGGCCGCAUCAAUAACGAUUUUUUUGUCCUGGUUUCAUCUUCUACUUCUUCUCCAACGUUUCGAUCAAGUUGGAAUAUACGUUGUGAUGUUCCUCGAGAUUUUACAAACACUUAUCAAAGUUUUAAUGGUGUUCUCAAUUCUUAUCAUAGCUUUUGGACUAGCUUUCUACGUGCUGUUAUCAAAAGUGGGUGAUGGCCUAAUGGUAUUUAUUAAAAGCAAUCGGUCGACGUAUAAUGGACAGCAUUUGUCUUUUAGCAGCAUCCCAAUGUCACUGAUUCGAACAUUCGCUAUGAUGCUGGGAGAAUUAGACUUCGUGGGGACAUACGUGCAACCAUAUUACAAAUCUGAAACUGAAACCAAUUUACCGUUUCCAAUACCUACAUUUUUUAUUCUCGUACUAUUUAUGGUAUUUAUGCCUAUUCUUUUGAUGAACUUGCUUAUCGGUUUAGCCGUUGGUGACAUCGAAAGCGUCCGACGAAAUGCCCAAUUAAAACGCCUGGCUAUGCAAGUGGUGCUACAUACGGAACUAGAAAGAAAAUUACCCAAAUUUUGUCUCGACCGAGUAGAUAAGGACGAACUUAUUGAAUAUCCCAACAAUAAGAAAUGUAAACUUGGAUUCCUCGAUCUUAUCUUGCGCAAAUGGUUUUGCAACCCAUUUUCUGAUGAAAGUAAUGGCCUCGACUUCGUUUUGGAAAGUGAAGAUUUUAUAUCAGCCGAGCUAGAUAAACAAAAACGUAAGCUUCGGGAAAUGACGAAAAGUCUUGACCAACAAUAUACAUUAUUACGCCUAAUCGUACAGAAAAUGGAAAUAAAGACAGAAGCGGAUGAUGUAGACGAGGGUGUCUCUGCGACGGAGGCUCGUGUCGUCCCACGUUGGAGCUCGCCUCGAAUCCGCAAGAAAUUGCGCACUGCCUCAUCCUUCAAUAGAGGGGGCUAG
This is a messenger RNA of Melitaea cinxia (Glanville fritillary), 3615 nucleotides long. RefSeq names its product transient receptor potential cation channel subfamily A member 1 (gene TrpA1). The transcript is spliced from 21 exons. NCBI's taxonomy places the organism in Eukaryota, Metazoa, Arthropoda, Insecta, Lepidoptera, Nymphalidae. Gene Ontology annotation, biological process: monoatomic ion transport; transmembrane transport. Gene Ontology annotation, cellular component: membrane. The record is from RefSeq and is a predicted model, not a curated record. Gene Ontology annotation, molecular function: protein binding; monoatomic ion channel activity.